This is a messenger RNA of Polychytrium aggregatum, 2624 nucleotides long. RefSeq lists its product as uncharacterized. Gene Ontology annotation, molecular function: protein binding. The transcript has 7 exons. Gene Ontology annotation, biological process: protein import into peroxisome matrix, docking. Gene Ontology annotation, cellular component: cytosol; peroxisomal membrane. The record is from RefSeq and is a predicted model, not a curated record. The coding region runs from base 118 to 2466 and encodes 782 amino acids. Lineage: Eukaryota; Fungi; Chytridiomycota; Chytridiomycetes; Polychytriales.
CAUCGCUCGUCGCCCAUCACCCAUCAUCCAUCAUCCAUCGUCGAUCGCCCAUCAUCCAUCGCCCAUCAUCCAUCGCCCGUCGCAGUCCAAGCACACCCCCCUCCAGCAGCGAGAACCAUGGCCGACCACUGCGCCCCUGCAAGCAAUCCUUUGCGAAUGCUCUCGGCCCACCUCGACCAAGCAGGUUCCAGCAGCCAGAAGAACCAGCGUCCUCCCCACUCGUAUCCCGUCGCUGGCCCAUCCUCCCAGUCGCCGUUCGCCCAUCCUGGCCAGCUGGCCCUGCGCCCGGUCCCGCUCGCUCGUCCUGAUGCCGAGCUGCUGCACAAUCAAAAGCUUGUGGACGAGUUCUAUGAAAGCACAUCCCCACUCAAGGGACCGCUGUUUGGUACUCCCCUGCGUUCUGCCCAGCGCCCAUCGCCCGUCCACUCGCUGGGCCAGCAGCUUGAGCAAAUGAAUCUGGGACAAAUGGCCCAUGCGGCUGUUGCGGCACCGGAUUUCACCGCCGAGUUUCUGGCUCAGAAAGCCGGGGGCAUCCCUCUCGAGUCGCCGCAUCACCCGAUGUUCGAAUCGGCGUUUCGUCGCGCUCAAGUCACUACCGAGCUGCCGACUCAGUGGACGCAAGAGUUCCAAGCCAGUCAGGAUGGACUGCCUCCGAUGUCUGCGCUUGCAGAGAACCACAGCGCACUUUUUGAAGCAGCAUUUGAGGAUGCAAAGAAAACCAACGUGGGAUCUUGGACCGAUGAGUUUUCGACACUCCAAGGCGGCUCCGCUGAAUCGUGGGCGGACGAGUUUCAGGCGCAGCAACCGGUAGUCGUCAGCGGCGACACCCCAAAGGAACAGCUCAAGAAUGUAGCCGGCCUCAUCACAGACAUCGUGGCAAGUUCCAACAACGCCAAGAUGAAGAACUCCAAGUUCUUUGCGUUUAUGGAGCAGAUCCGAGACGAAAAGGUUGUCAUUGAGAACAACACCGUUACCGCCGUGACCGAGCCCAGAGGCGCCGCAGGAACUUGGGCGGAUCAAUUUGUCGCCGCACCGACACAAUCGCAGGCCACGGCAUCGACCUGGGCGAGCGAAUUCAGAGUAGAAAUGGGUACCGAUCCCAGUGCAACUGCUCUCGAGAGCCCCCACGCCGCUGCAGACAAGUGGAUCGGCCAGUUCGAUCAACCGCCCGUCCAACGCUCGAGGUGGGAAGAGGAAUUCACAUCCCUGCAAGUCCAACACGACGGCGACAACGACGGCGACUGGAUCGAGGAUUUUACAGAGACGCAUCUGCCCCCCACCAAAGCGCUGGAUCAUGCUGAGAUGCUGCGGGAUUUCGAAGCAUUCAAGCAAAGUGAUCAAGGCCAGACCGCCCUUGGUUCAACGAGCACCGAUUCGCGUGACGACUGGGUCGCUCAGUUCGAAACUGAGAACCGCGAUCUGCAGGAAAAGAUCAUGAGCGUCCUGAACUCCCAGGGUGCGCACUUUCACGCUCGAUACGACAACUAUGAGUUCAGCCCAAACAAUCCGUAUCUGUCGCAGUCUCCGGAAGCGCUUUCUCGAGCGCUAGAAGGCCUCAGCAACCAGAAUCUGAUCGACAAGAUCCUCAUCUACGAGGCGAUUGUACAGCAGUCCAACGAACCCUCGAGCGUGUGGCUCCAACUGGGUCUUGCUCAGCAAGAGAACGAAAACGAUGUGGCCGCGAUCUCGGCCCUCCGCAAGUCUCUCCAGACCGGCUCAGCAGCGUCGGGCGCCUGGAUCGACCUGGCAGUCUCCUACACCAACGAAAGUCUGCGGGACAGGGCCAUCCAGUCGCUUGAGUCGUGGCUGUCAAACCAGCCCGAGUACCAAUCUGUCCACCAACGCUUCAAAGACAGUACCGCCCCCACACCCGUGGCUCGGCUGACCGAGAUGUUUAUCGAAGCUGCGCGCUGCCGUCCGUUUGAUCUCGAUCCCAACGUUCAGGUGGCGCUCGGAGUCCUGUUCCACAUCUCGGGAGAAUGGCAAAAGGCGACCGAGUGCUUUGAAGCUGCCCUCAGCAAGCGCCCCCGAGACUACUUGCUAUGGAACAAACUGGGUGCAACCUUGGCCAAUGCCGGCGACACCACCCGUGCUCUGGAGGCCUAUACCACGGCCCUGGAAAUCAACCCGUGUUGCAUCCGGACGCGGUACAACAUCGGCAUCAGCUGCAUGCAGCUCGAGUACUACAAGGAAGCAGCUGGGCACUUCCUUGCGGCGCUGUCCAUCCAGAACGAGGGGCUGAGCCAGGUGUAUCAGAAGCUUGGGGCACCGCUAAGCGCGGACCCAAAUGGGCUGGUAGGAUAUGGCACAAGCCUCAACCCUAUUCACGACAUGCAGUCGCUCAAGUCGCGCAACCUGUGGGAUACCCUCCGCACCGUGGUCGAGAGUUUCAUGCGCCGACCGGAUUUGGGCACUGCCUGUGCCAACGAGGACCUGGAUGCGUUCCGCAAGGAGUUUGAGUUUUGAGCUUUGAGCUGUGAGUCCCGAGGCUUGGAGGGUCGAAAGCCUGCAUCACUCUCGACACCAAGUUAACAAAUGCUGGCAGAGAGAUGGCCGGCGUGGGACCGACGAGAAUCCACCUGUUGAGGGACUACCCGGGAAUACACCAUUCUAUCGGACCCCUG